AUGGCCCAGAAACAAUUUCCAAUCAACCGGGAGGAGCAUCAUUUUGACGCGUUCGAGCUGCUUUGCUUCGACAUAUGCGGGCCAAUGGAACAAGUUUUACUGGUUGGCAGCAAGUUUUUGCUGCUGAUUGUGGAGGAGGCCAGCGGAUACAUGAAAGGUUUUUGCCUACGAGCGAAGUCGGAGACUGAAGACCGCGCUAUGAAGUACAUCGUGAUGGUGGACUCACAAUUAGACGAGAAGGCCAAGUUUGUGCGAUACGAUGGAGCUCGCGUUUUCGCGACCAACUCGCUUCAAGUGUUCAGAGAAAAAGAAGGUGCCGAUCAGCAAAUCACGGUUCCGUAUGCAUAUCAAGUCAACGUAACAGUAGAACGCGCGAUUCGAACUAUCUUCGCGAUCGGCCGCAGCAUUCUCCAUCAUGCCAAGUUAGACAAGUGUGUAUUGGCGGAAGUUGCGAUGACGUCUGUUUACGUCAAUAAUCGUCUACCGUCACCUAAUAUCUAG
Hyaloperonospora brassicae is the source of this 501-nucleotide messenger RNA. NCBI's taxonomy places the organism in Eukaryota, Oomycota, Peronosporomycetes, Peronosporales, Peronosporaceae. The record is from the annotation of a GenBank genome assembly.